AUGCCACCCCUUCUUACCCCCCACGCCCUUGCAAACCUCACCGGUGACCCUCACACUAUCAUCUCAGUCUCUAACCUGCAAAGCACCCUGCCCCUCGCCACCGACGCCUGGGGCCGCCCCAACAUCACGCAACCACUCCUCCUCAGCUCCCGCAUCUCUCUCCUCCACCCAUUCACAAGCGCCUCAUCCAGCGACACCGUCGCCCCCUCCACAGUCCACUACGGCACCCUGUCCAAAGCCAUCCUUGCCGCCUGCGCGGAAUUCAAGGAUCUGUGUGAUGAUGAUGUGUGUCCCGUGCCUAUGCAUCUAAGGGCUUUGGUGCAAUUUGUGCAUUUUUACUUGACUGGGAGGGAUACGCUACCAAGGUUUCCGUGUCAGGAGAAGGUUGUUGAGGGGCUUUCUGGUAAAAGUCAUGGUGAUGCUAAGAACGAUGCGGAGAACGAUGCGGUCAUCGAGCCCCUUCUCAAGAAUGUGGCGAUGAGGCUUUUUGAGUUGGAGAUUCUACUACCGAAAGCGUCACUUAUGGGUAGUGGAGUCAGUCUGAAGGGGAGCUUUGGGUAUGAGGUUGGAAAGGAUGGACCAAGUGCCUACUCAAUGGUUUUGAGGUUGAAGGAGUUGAGGAUUCCGACGGUCGUUGGUGUUAAUGCGAAUGAGAGGCUGGCGAAGCAGAUGGUGUAUGUGGAUGUGGAGAUGCAGAAGUGGGAUUGGAUGGUUGAUGGAUAUUGUGCUUUGGAGGAGGUGGUGGUUAAAAGCACUGAAGAAUCCAGCUUCCAAACCCUCGAAGCACUUGCCCAACACCUCAUCACCCGCAUUAUCAAAUACAUCCUAGUCCCGCACUCAUCAUUCAAAUAUCACUCUUCAUCCCCCUCAUCUCUCACUCUCCCCUCCGAUCUCCCCCCCUCUUCUUCAGCCAGCAAGCCUCACAACCACCCCCGCAUCAAGAUCUCAUUGUCGAAACCCACCGCUGUCACAUUCGCCAACGCACCGACUGUGGAGAUGGCGCUUGAUUCUGAUCCGGAGAGUGAUGAGGUGGUGAGGAGAGUUUGGGAAAGCGCGAAGAUAGAAGGGGUCAGGAAAGUGCCGUUUCCGUUGCAAGGCAGGUUGGAUGAGUGGAUUGAGGGGAAGGAUAGGAUUUAG
Molecule: messenger RNA, 1137 nt
Organism: Cadophora gregata
Lineage: Eukaryota; Fungi; Ascomycota; Leotiomycetes; Helotiales; Ploettnerulaceae
Exons: 2
Coding region: 1-1137 (378 amino acids)
Biological process (GO): folic acid-containing compound metabolic process
Molecular function (GO): dihydroneopterin aldolase activity
Source: RefSeq, a predicted model, not a curated record